AUGAAAUUAAAAAUAAAAUUUUCCAUUAUUUCACUUUUUAUUUUAAAAUUGGUAAUUUCAAAACCAAUUUUAAAAUUUAAUAAUAAUAAUCAAUUUAAAAUUAUUCAAUUUACAGAUUUACACUAUGGAAGUGAACCAGUUGAUGAUAUUGAUACUAUUUUCUCUCAAGUAAAUAUAUUGGAUUAUGAGAAACCAGAUUUAGUAAUUUUAAGUGGUGAUAUGGUUACAGGAUAUGAAGAACAAUUUGAAGAUGAUGAUAGAAAUUAUUGGAAGUAUUGGAAUGUAUUCACAAGGCCAUUUGUAGAAAGAAAUAUUCCAUGGGCAAUUACAUUUGGUAAUCAUGAUGGUGAAGGUGCACUUAGUACAAAUGAAAUUUUGAAAAUUGACCAAACUUUUAAUUUAAGUCUUUCUCAAUCAAAUCCGGUGGAAAUGCAUGGGAUUGCAAAUUAUGUAUUAAAAAUUUCAAGUUCGAAUAGUUUAAAAAGUGAACCGGCUUCAUUGGUAUACAUUUUCGAUAGUUCCACCAAAGGUUGCUCAAAAUUAGAUUGGGGUUGUGUUCAUCAAGAUCAAGUGGAUUGGUUUAAAAAUACUUCAAAAAGUUUUAACAAAACUGAUUCAAUAGCAUUUGUUCAUAUUCCUCCAGUUGAGAUUAUUGACUUAUGGAAUAAUUAUCCAGUUUAUGGAAAUUAUUCAGAAACUUCUUGUUGCUUUGAUAAUGAUUAUGGUGACUUUGUCUCGAGCCUUGUUGAAUCAGGAGAUGUUCACGGUUUAUAUUUUGGUCAUGAUCAUGAAAAUGAUUUCCAUGGAGAUUAUAAAGGUGUUGAUUUAGGAUAUGGCAGAAAAUCAGGUGCUGGUUCAUAUAGUUCUAAAAAGCCAUUAGGUGCAAGAGUAUUCCAAUUAACCGAAUCACCUUUUACUCUUUCAACAUGGAUAAGAGAAGAAGAUGGUAAUAUUGUAUCCCAAGUAAUUCAUCCACCAUCAGAAUUCGAUCGAAAACCACUUCAAUGUAAAAUGAAAGAUAAGUAUAGUAAAAAAGAAUUAAUAGCAAUUAAAGUUAUUGGAGGUUUUUUAAUUUUCUUAGGAAUAGUAGUUGUUGGUUUAAUUGGAUUUUUUGGGUUUAAACAUUAUAAAAAAUUCAAAAAGCAAACAUUAGAAAUGCAAAAUCUUGUUUAA
Dictyostelium discoideum AX4 is the source of this 1173-nucleotide messenger RNA. RefSeq lists its product as hypothetical. NCBI's taxonomy places the organism in Eukaryota, Evosea, Eumycetozoa, Dictyosteliales, Dictyosteliaceae. The coding region runs from base 1 to 1173 and encodes 390 amino acids. The record is from RefSeq and is a predicted model, not a curated record. The transcript has 4 exons.